UUUUCCUCUAAUGAAAAAAUUCUUGUGUUCCAAUUUCAAGGUUCAUUUUCUGUCGGAUUUCCGCGAGCACAAAAAAACCCAAAAAUUUUGGUUUUUUUUUUGCAGUACUUAGAGGUGCAACUGGCCUGUACAUGAGUAACUUUGAUUGCAACCAAAAACAAGUUUGAUCGCCUCAUCCUGUGAAUUUUUCUGCAUAUGUCGACCAUUAAGGUUUUUGUUUUGUGAGAUUUUGGAACAAGUUCGAGGACACUAUUGAAUGUAUUCCAUACUUCAUUCGCAAUGUUCUAUACCCACCAAGCUUUCGUCGGUAGUAGCUCAGGAUAGGAUUCCGGCAUUGAAAUCAGCAAAAUUUGCUCAAAUUCCUUCAUGGGUAUCUUUGAAAAAACGCAUUCCUUACCCGGAGAAUUUUCAAGAUGGCCAAGUUGAAAACGUGCAUCUAAUUUCUUUAGCAAGAGAUGGGAAGCUCAAAGAGGUUCGAGAAUUUCUCGAAGCAUUGAAUGGGGCGGGCGUUUCUGUUACUGCCAAAACAUUCAAAUGCCUUUUCGAAGUGUGUGGGAAUCUGAGGGCUCUACCGGAUGGUAGAUUCGUUCACCACCUGCUGCAGAGAACCGUGAGCAACCCACCUGGUUUCCUUCAGAAUUGUGCUCUGAAGAUGUACUGUGACUGUGGUAGCUUUUCAGAUGCACGGAAAGUGUUCGAUGAAAUGCUCGAAAGGGACUUGGUGUCAUGGGUUAUAAUGAUAUCUGCAUAUGCGCAGCAUGGGCUUCUCAAUGAAGCUUUACAGUUGUUCUUGUCAAUUCAGGCAUCAGGAUUUAGACCCAACCAAUCCAUUUUUACAAGCCUCUUAAGGUCCUUUGAUGAUCCUUCUUUCUUAGACCUUGGCAAACAAAUGCAUUCUCAUCUGGUUAGACAUGGACUUAGCACAAAUGCCUCGAUUGAGACUGCAGUCCUGAACAUGUAUGUCAAGUGUGGUUGGUUAGAGGGAGCUGCGCUCGUCUUUGACAAGAUGACUGCAAAAAACAAGGUGGCUUGGACUGGAUUGAUGGUAGGAUACUCUUCAAAAAGUGACAAACUGCAGGUUGCACUAGCACUUUUCGAGAAGAUGGUUUGGGAAGGUGUCGAACUCGACGAGUUUGUGUUUUCAAUUGUCCUCAAGGUAUGUGCUGCUUUGGAAGAUUUGAGCUUGGGGAUGCAAAUUCAUGGUUGGAGUGCUAAGCUUGGGUUGGACAGUGCAGUCUCUGUGGGAACUCCUCUUGUGGAUUUCUAUGUGAAAUGUGCAAGUUUUGAAUCUGCUUUCAAAACUUUUGGGAGAAUACAAGAGCCAAACGAUGUUUCGUGGAGUACCAUCAUAACGGCAUAUUGCCAAAUUGGUAAAUUUGAUGAUGCCUUACAGACAUUUAAAACUCUCAGGAGCCAAGGUGUGGUUUUGAAUUCUUACAUCUAUACUAGCAUUUUUCAAGCGUGUUCUGCUCACACGUGUUUUGAUAUUGGUACUCAAGUUCAUGCUGAUGCAAUAAAAGGGGGGAUGAUUUCUUAUUUAUACGGAGAGAGUGCAAUGGUGACAAUGUACUCCAAAUGUGGCAGAUUAGAUUACGCCUUCCAAGCCUUCAAAUCAUUAGACAAACCUGAUACUACUGCUUGGACUGCUAUAAUAUGUGGUUAUGCAUAUCAUGGCUAUGCUUCUGAAGCUUUGAGGCUUUUUACUGAAAUGCAGGUGUCCGGUGUUCGGCCAAAUGCUGUUACGUUUAUUGCAGUUCUGACCACUUGCAGCCAUUCCGGCUCGGUAAGAGAAGGCAAGAAGAUUUUGGAUUCUAUGAGUACUAUAUACGGCGUAGAACCUACAAUUGAUCACUAUGAUUGUAUGGUUGAUAUAUACUCUCGUGCGGGCCUCCUAGAUGAUGCCCUUGAGUUGAUAAAGAGUAUGCCAGUCAAUGCCGAUGCGAUGAGCUGGAAGAGCUUGUUGGGUGGGUGUUGGAUCCACAAGAACCUCGAGAUCGGGAAGACUGCAGCAGAAAACCUCCUUUUGCUGGACCCAGAGGACACAGCCAGUUAUGUAACCAUGUUUAAUUUGUAUGCUGCAUUUGGGAAAUGGCAAGAAGCAGCUCGUGUAAGAAAGAUGAUGGCUGAUAAGAACUUGAAGAAGGAACUCAGCUGCAGUUGGAUUACCGUUAAAGGCUCAACGCACAGGUUCAUAGUAGGCGAUCGACACCAUCCUCAAACAGAACAGAUAUACUCAAAAUUGGAGGAAUUAAACUUCGAAGGUAAGAUUGCUGAAACCGCACUUCUAACAGAAGAGGAUUUGGCAUGUGCUUUUCCCAAUCGAAAAGAACAACUUCUGGUUCAUAGUGAGCGACUUGCCAUAGCAUAUGGGCUCAUAUCGUUGCCGAUUAAAGCUCCCAUUCUGGUUUUCAAGAACCUCAGAGCAUGCARAGACUGCCAUGAGUUUGCUAAGAAGGUCUCCCUGGAGACAGGUCGCGAUGUAAUUGUUAGAGAUUCAAACAGAUUUCACCACUUCAAGCGAGGGAAAUGUUCUUGCAAUGAUUACUGGUGAUUGAAUCGUGUUAACUGAGUUAAGUUUCAAUUAAAUUAUCAAGACUUUGCGAAGAAAACUCUCUUCAAACAUAAGUCAUGACCUCGGUAGUCCAUGGUAGCUUUGCUUCCAGAGGGUGAGGGUUAACUUCAACCGGGUAGUCCAUGGCAGAUUCCCAAAUGUUUUAUAAGCUCAACUGCUCAACCAUCAGUAGACUAACUUUGCUUCCAAUCUACCUUAUAAAUUUCUUGUA
Molecule: messenger RNA, 2783 nt
Organism: Momordica charantia (bitter melon)
Lineage: Eukaryota; Viridiplantae; Streptophyta; Magnoliopsida; Cucurbitales; Cucurbitaceae
Gene: RARE1
Product: Pentatricopeptide repeat (PPR) superfamily protein
Biological process (GO): RNA modification
Molecular function (GO): zinc ion binding; RNA binding; protein binding
Source: RefSeq, a predicted model, not a curated record